AUGGGCAAUAGCAACGGUGCACCGAAGACCGAUCCCAUGAUGGACCAUCAGCCCUAUCCAGACAUGAAUGUUAUAUUCCGAGGAAUUCCAAAAAUGAUUCAGGUUGCUGAUGAUAUGCAUCGAAUGACAAAUUAUAUCAUGGACCUACGUAAUAUGACAAUUGGUCUGGUUUGCUUAUCUGUUGUUGGCAUGAUCUUAUUUUUGAUCAUGAAACUUGCCCAGGGACGGAGUAGCGCUGCACGUCGAAAACGUGAGCUCGGACGUCGGAUCGAGAAAAUGCCAAUGAAUCAGUCUCAUGAUGAUUCGAGCCACAAUGAAGCUACUACACCGUCGCUGGAACCGCGAAGCAUGCUUAAUGGGCAUGCGCAUAAAGUCUGA
This is a messenger RNA of Gongylonema pulchrum, 378 nucleotides long. The record is from the annotation of a GenBank genome assembly. Lineage: Eukaryota; Metazoa; Nematoda; Chromadorea; Rhabditida; Gongylonematidae.